Molecule: messenger RNA, 1226 nt
Organism: Aspergillus saccharolyticus JOP 1030-1
Lineage: Eukaryota; Fungi; Ascomycota; Eurotiomycetes; Eurotiales; Aspergillaceae
Product: histone-fold domain-containing protein
Exons: 4
Coding region: 271-837 (188 amino acids)
Cellular component (GO): CHRAC; nucleus
Molecular function (GO): protein heterodimerization activity
Source: RefSeq, a predicted model, not a curated record
CAAUUACCUGGACGGAUGAUAAGCAUCCUCUAUUGAGCAUUGUUCUUGGAGAUUGGACCAAUUUUCCACUUCCGCCACGCGCGAGUGGGUUUCAAGGGCCCGCGCGCGUUACUAUCGUCAACCCACUCCGUCUGCCUAGACCAACUUCCUAACCAUUGCUUCUAUUUGCAAAAUUUUUGAAACGACUUAUAUACCUCUAUUAAGACAAAGCAUUUGGUCUCAGGCUACGAUUUGCUGCUACUCCAGGUGAUAAUUCGACGCGCCUACACGAUGCCUCCCAAAGACAAGUCCGCGGCCGAGUCGUCGGCCUCCCCAGAGAUCACCGGCCAGAGUGCUCUUCCUAUAUCGCGAAUCAAGAAGAUCAUUCAACUCGACGAAGAUAUUGUUCAGUGCUCGAGUAACGCUACGUUUGUCAUCGCUAUGGCUACGGAAAUGUUCAUCCAAUACCUCACCGAACAAGGCCACAACGUCGUCAAAUCGGAAAGGAAACCGCGCAAAACCAUCCAAUACAAGGACCUUGCCACGGCAGUGUCGCGCAUUGAUAACCUCGAAUUCCUCUCCGACGUGAUUCCCAAGACAACAACGUACAAACAAUUCAAGGAGAAGCGGGCUAAGGAGGUGGCUAAGGAAGCCGGAUACGAGAAGGGACAGCGCACCUUGAACGGAAGCCUACCUCCAGCGGCAGAAGGGAAGCCAGAGGUGGACAACCCGGAGACCCAACAAACUUCAGACGACAAGCCUUCAAGGGGAUCGCGGCCGCCGACGGUGACGAUGAUGGUCGAUCGAACGGUAGAAACACCGGCAGACGAUGAGGAUGUGGAGAUGGCCGACCAGUGACUGCGACCAACGACCACAAUUUGAUGGGACAUUGCAUGGCAUUGGGGAGUUUUUCAGGGGUUCAUCCGGUUUCUUCAGUUCAAUGUUUGUUUUCUCUCUUCUUUUGGUUAUUUUCUUUUUUUUUUGUCGUGUCGUCGUCGGUCCAAGGCAAUCGAGUCUCUUAUUUGGCCUCUGGUUAAACGCAUUGGGAAUCUGGAUAAUAGCAUUGGGCGGGACGGAAACGGGACGGACGGGAGGACAGCAACAUACUACUGGUACCUUACAUAGCAUAGUCCAGCAGUACCAUUGGGAUGAGGCAGUGUGUAUAUACUUAUUUUCAGAUGACAGAGAUAUAGGGUGCUUGCAUUCAAUCUCACUGCGAGUGGCAUAGAAUCCAUGCAAACGAUCGC